Molecule: messenger RNA, 3394 nt
Organism: Sinocyclocheilus rhinocerous
Lineage: Eukaryota; Metazoa; Chordata; Actinopteri; Cypriniformes; Cyprinidae
Product: protein FAM84A-like
Exons: 2
Coding region: 148-930 (260 amino acids)
Biological process (GO): cell motility; cell morphogenesis
Source: RefSeq, a predicted model, not a curated record
ACCUUGGAGGACACGUAAGGGGGAGACGAACGCGUUUUGUUUUGGAGACCUUACGGGAUACACACAACACAAGCACCGAUGGAGAGAAAGGACCAUUAGCCAUUGUCCAGAAGCAGUAUUCCAUGUCUCUUCUCUGCCCUGUUAUUGAUGGGAAACCAACUGGACCGGAUCACCCACCUGAACUACAGCGAGCUACCCACCGGUGAUCCAUCGAGCAUCGAGAAGGACGAGUUGCGUGUUGGCGUGGCGUAUUUCUUUUCCGAUGAGGAGGAAGAGCUGGACGAACGAUCGCAGUCGGACAGCUUUAAAGACAACAACAGCUCGAGCAAAGACGGUCCGGUUGCGCUCAACGAGAUCGAGUACUCGGCGUUCUGCUGCCAGGAAUGUAUAUACUCCAAACUGCGAGAGAACGAGGACCUGAAUGUUUAUUCGGUGAAAACUUUAUUGACCAUGUGCAAACCUGGGGAUCUACUGGAGUUAGUGGCCAACUCACAACCCCCGCACUGGGCGAUCUUUGAAGGGGAGGACCAGGUUAUUCACCUCUACAAGGGGGAGAUCCGCAAGGACAGCUUGUUUGAGAUCAUCUGCGGUCGGCAGGGCAGGAUAGUGAACAAUAGGUAUCGCUACCGACCGCUGCCAGCUGAUUUGGUGAUGCAGAACGCGAGCGGGCACGUGGGGCUCAGCAGCGGCGAGAUUUGCUGGACGAACUCGGAAAGUUUCGCAGCCUGGUGCCGUUUCGGCAAGCGGGAAUUUAAAGCGGGCGGGGAGGCGCACUCGGUCGAGCAGCGCUACUUUCUGAAGGUGCACCUGUCCGAGAGCACCGCGCACACGCUCAUGUUCCGCAGCCUGGAGGAGAUGAUACGCGAGAGACGGCGCGUGGACGCCAGUGGCAUUCUGAAGGAGCUGUCGCUGGUGACCGGGAAGGAAUGAGUGCUUGGGACUCUCUGCAUGCCUUGGGCAAGGGCUGCUUACAUUUAUUUCAGGACUUUGGGAGGGUUGUGCGUAUUUGUGUGAACAUGUUUUGGCAAAGACAACGCCCCUUUUGGUUGUGCUGUGAGAACCGAUGGCCCCACUAAAGUCACCCUGUACCUUUAAAAAGGAAAAAGAUAAAGCAUAAGGUGAGCCCUCAACACAGAUCGCCCAUGAACAGAUACAGCCCCCUCAAAUUCGCACCCGAGCCCUGCUGCGGCAGAUGGUGACCACGAUGCGUUCAUAUGUCUGUGGCAAGCCGUUUUGACAUUUAUAACUUAAGACUAACUAGCAUUUGUUUUUGUUAGUAAUAGGCCUACUCCUUAUUCACCAGUAACUAUUCAAACGGUUUCUAGUAUCUAUCUCCUGUUGUUCUAGCAACAUUUGAAUAGUUACUAGUAGUGUGUAUUCCAAUUGUUACUAGUAACAUCGUACUAACAAUCGUACUAGUAAGACUUCUGUUUGAUUACAUCUGUCAAAAGCAAAUGUUACUAGUUAGAUGAAGAAUGUUACUUGUAACAGUUGAGAUCAAUGGGUACUAGUAUCUGAUUAGUAGCUUCUAGUAAACUAAAAAUGGAUACUAGUACCUAACGAAUUGUUACUAGUCAAAGUUUAAUGGUUCAUAUCUGAACCUCAGAUCCAAAAUUUGUACCAUGGAAUAGUUACUUGUCAUUAUUACAAUGUGACUAACUACUAUCAAAAUACUAGUUGAAUAAAUAAGUAGGGUACUAGUAAAAUCGAAAAAGAGACUAGACACUAUUGGACUAGGCUACUUCUAAUUUAAAUAAGUAUUGGUAAUAUAAAAGUGUAUAAUAGUUAGUUUAAAGGAAUAAAACGGCUUGCCACAUGUCUCUUAUUUGACUGAACUCCAGAGCUUAAAUAUUAAAUGUGGUGCUCAUUUAUUGCGCAUCUGUCCAGCUGCAAUAGUUUCUCUAAAACCCCUACAGGCGAUAACACACGAGCCUUUGUUUUCAUUGCUACCAACAAACGCAGCGAACACUCUUCUGUUUUUGGAGUCCAUAUUUUUGUAUUUCAGUUAGUGCGUUAAAAAAACUGUUUUUAUUCAAAUAAACGUAGAUUGCCCUAUGAAAAUUGCGUUGGUCUCUAGCUCUUUUUCAUACUGUUUUGCCUGCGUACAAAUGCAAUAAGCGAGCACGUGCUGGCUGAGGUUGUCUCACGCAAGUGCCUAAUCGACGCAUUAUAAUUCACACAUGGACCUUCUGUAGUGUUCACAGUAUCAACCAUCCCCUCAUUUGAUUUUUGAUGGAUUUAUUUCCCUCCAGCUGGGCAGUCGUUUGUUAUCAUUGCUGCAUUAGUAUGCCUUACCGGCAGUUGUUGAUGCAUGGAGACACUUGUCCUUUUGUUCCUGCUUAUGGUUGAUGAUCAUCAACUUGUUUCUAACCUUGACUCAAAGGAGAUGCUUCAAUCCCACCUCCAAAUAUUUGAUUCUAUAUUCUGUCUAUGUUACUUUAAUUAUACAAAUCAUGUUUAUGACUGCUCUGCUUGUGGUCCAGAAGCGAUACAUCCAAAUUAACUGCAGUCUCCAUUUUUGGCUGCAAGGUUUGCAUUAAGUAAUGGGAGAGCUGUGUAUAUGUGUGUGUCUGUGCACAUAGGCACUGUCUAGCACCAGUAAAUAUGGUCAUGCUCUGUUUGUUUUACUAUUAGAGGCUGUACAAUGCAGCUGGGAUCAUUUAUGCUUUAUGUUCAGUGGGGCUUGAUUGGCCGGCUGGACCCUUUACAGAGCUUGUGCUGGCCAACACUAACAAGUCAUUCUGAAAAUCAGUUUGUACCUGAAGCAAGGCUAAAGUCCAUUUUUAGCAGGUUUAUCUUUGUGCUGUAGGUUAUGAGUUUGUCAAGCACAUUGUAACUGAAUGAGACACAAUCUUUUCUAACAUUCUGCCUUUCCUGUUAAUAAUCUAGUUUAAUAUUUACUAGAUUUAGUAGGCUAGUUCCUGUAGUGUGCGUUCAACACAUUUGUAUUCAUUUCACAUACACUCCUUACUGCUUAUUCUUUGUGUGACUAUUACAGGUCAGACUGUUAAUCAUGAGUCCUCAUCAUGCACAACAUGUUGUGUCAGGUGUGUCAGUUUGAACCGUUAAUAUGGAAAGCGGGGCGAUUGUUUGAAUGAAUGAAAACAAGUGGGACAGGUUUCUAAAGGCUUGGGAAAGAUUGCUCACCAGCUGUCAGAUGAGUUCAUUGUUGAUGUUACAGACUUGGGCGAAUUCACCAAAUGACUGCAGCAAAUUUCACAUCCCAAAAACAAGUUUAACAGGUGAUUAAUAUGAAAUAGUGUUGCGUUCAAUUAAUUAUCCUUCUUUUUAGUGCAAAUGAACUAAAUUUUCACAGAAAAGAGGCAAGUUAUGUAAUUUGUCUGGCACAAUAAAUAAUGUGCUUUUACUGCCCAUGGAAAGCAGGCAUUAAAUU